Messenger RNA from Canis lupus familiaris (dog), 1479 nucleotides. RefSeq names its product matrix metallopeptidase 11 (gene MMP11). The transcript is spliced from 8 exons. Gene Ontology annotation, biological process: proteolysis; extracellular matrix organization; collagen catabolic process. NCBI's taxonomy places the organism in Eukaryota, Metazoa, Chordata, Mammalia, Carnivora, Canidae. Gene Ontology annotation, cellular component: extracellular matrix. Bases 10 to 1479 code for a protein of 489 amino acids. The record is from RefSeq and is marked validated. Gene Ontology annotation, molecular function: zinc ion binding; metalloendopeptidase activity.
CCGGGGCGGAUGGCUCGGGCCCCCCGGCUCCGCGGCGCGGCCCUGCGCGCCCUCCUCCUCCCGCUGCUGCUGCUGCUGCUCCCGCCACCGCCGCUGCUGGCCUGGGCCCCGCGGCCCCCGGAUGCACACCGCCGCCACCCUGUGAGGAGGGGGCCACAGCCUUGGCAUGAAGCUGGUCCCAGCAGCCUGGUACCUGCCCCUACUGCCCAGGACACUCCCCAGCCUGCCAGCAGCCCCAGGCCUCCCCGCUGCGGUGUGCCUGACCCGCCUGAUGGGCUGAGUGCCCGCAACCGACAAAAGCGCUUCGUGCUGUCAGGCGGGCGCUGGGAUAAAACGGACCUCACCUACAGGAUCCUCCGGUUCCCAUGGCAGCUGGUACGGGAGCAGGUGCGGCAGACGGUGGCAGAGGCCCUACAGGUGUGGAGCGAGGUGACACCACUCACCUUCACCGAGGUGCAUGAGGGUCGUGCUGACAUCAUGAUCGACUUCACCAGGUACUGGCAUGGGGACAACCUGCCAUUCGACGGGCCUGGGGGCAUCCUGGCUCAUGCCUUUUUCCCCAAGACCCAUCGAGAAGGAGAUGUCCACUUCGACUAUGACGAGACUUGGACAAUCGGGAACAACCAGGGUACAGACCUCCUGCAGGUGGCCGCCCACGAGUUUGGCCAUACGCUGGGGCUGCAGCACACGACAGCUGCUAAGGCACUCAUGUCCCCUUUCUACACCUUCCGCUACCCACUGAGCCUCAGCCCAGAUGACCGCAGAGGCAUCCAGCACCUCUAUGGCCAACCCCGGACAGCCCCUACCUCCAGGCCCCCAGCCGUGGGCCCCCAGGCAGGUGUGGACACUAACGAGAUUGCCCCACUGGAGCCGGAAGCCCCACCAGAUGCCUGUGAGAUCACCUUUGAUGCAGUCUCCACCAUCCGUGGCGAGCUCUUCUUCUUCAAGGCGGGCUUCGUGUGGCGGCUGCGUGGGGGCCGGCUGCAGCCUGGCUAUCCUGCACUAGCUUCUCGUCACUGGCAGGGACUGCCCAGCCCCGUGGAUGCAGCCUUCGAAGAUGCCCAGGGCCACAUCUGGUUCUUUCAGGGUGCUCAGUAUUGGGUGUACAAUGGAGAGAAGCCAGUCCUGGGCCCUGCACCUCUCUCUGAGCUGGGCCUGCUAGGGUCCCCCAUCCAGGCCGCCUUGGCCUGGGGCCCCGAGAAGAACAAGAUCUACUUCUUCGGAGGCAGAGACUACUGGCGCUUCCACCUUAGCACCCGCCGUGUAGACAGCCCCGUGCCCCGCCGGGCCACUGACUGGCGAGGGGUGCCCUCUGAGAUUGAUGCCGCCUUCCGGGAUGCUGACGGCUAUGCCUACUUUCUGCGAGGUCGCCUCUAUUGGAAGUUCGACCCCGUGAAGGUGAAGGCCUUGGAGGGCUUCCCCCGCCUCGUGGGCCCUGACUUCUUCGGCUGUACCGAGCCUGCCAACACUUUCCGCUAA